Exophiala oligosperma is the source of this 1034-nucleotide messenger RNA. RefSeq lists its product as uncharacterized. The record is from RefSeq and is a predicted model, not a curated record. Gene Ontology annotation, cellular component: Ctf18 RFC-like complex. The transcript has a single exon. NCBI's taxonomy places the organism in Eukaryota, Fungi, Ascomycota, Eurotiomycetes, Chaetothyriales, Herpotrichiellaceae. Gene Ontology annotation, biological process: mitotic sister chromatid cohesion. The coding region runs from base 12 to 461 and encodes 149 amino acids.
CAGCCUCAAUCAUGCCUUCUGUACAGCUACGGACAAGGCCACUGCCUGAGGUGAAUGGGCCAUCGACUGAUCCACUUCCAACCCUUCUUCAGACGCCUUCUGGACUGGCAAUACUCGAAAUGCAAGGCACGAUUCAUGGACCAUUCCCUCAUGCAGAUGAGACAGUCACUGAGGUACAGACUAUAGACGUGGGUCGGCUGGAGUUCCCACUGUACAACACAAAAGAGCCUCUUGAAGGAAAAUGGAUGAAAAAGGUGUAUUUGUAUGUCGGCAAGCAUCAACGAUUGACUGGUGAGAUCAAGAAGUUGGCAAAACCUCUAGCAGUCAUCCAGAAAGUCAACCCAGAGGAUGAAGUCAAUGGCACGCCUACAGCUACCUCUACAAAUGAAGACCUGGAAGUCUUGGAGAUAGUCAAGUAUAAGCUGCUUUUCAGCGGAAGACCAGAACCCGUUGGCGAAUGAGCGACAAAGUUCAGAAACCACCAUUCGACGGGCCCUGGGAGAAUGCCAAUACAACGGGACUCUACGCAUUUCCGAAAUAGGUUGGCAUUCUUCGAGGAGUCGAGAACAGGAGAAAUGCCAGCCACAUUUCUCUGCCUCACUUGCAUCCGUCCUCAAGUCAGCGAUUCCCGAACUCACACACGGAAAUGGCGCAUCAGCCGCCAUACCGGCAUCAAGUUAUCUAGAUGCGCUUGACUGCUACAGGAUCACAACUUGCCCAAGGUGCGUCUGGACGAAAGUUGCGGCUCGUUCGCUCGAAGGGGAUGCUACAGACUCACCUCUCGAGUUGGGAAUACGCCGCCCCAGACUGCCGACCUGAGUCUCGUGGGCUCGGAAAGAGACAUGUAACGACCAAGGGAGCCGAUUUACUCGUUAAAAUAUGAGGUUGCGUCUCUGGGCCGAACAAACAUAAACGACAAGGGCACUGUUCAUUAUGUCCUCCGGGACAGUAUUAUGUCAGCACACAGAUGCUAAGAGAUGCCAAUUGUGAUCAAGCUUCGUGGCGGGCCGUCGGGAGUUUUUACUGUACUGGAG